AUGAUCAAGGAGCUUCAGUCGAUGAACAUCGAGCUCCUCGUUUCCAUCUGGCCCACCGUCGACAAGCGGUCCGAAAACUACGACUUCAUGCUGGAAAACGGACUUCUGAUCCGGCAAGACCGAGGCCUGCGGAUUUCAAUGGACUUUCAAGGAGAGACGGUCCAUGCUGACUUCACGAAUCCGGCCACGAGAGAGUUUGUCUGGAAGACCGUCAAGAAGAAUUAUUAUGAUAAGGGUGUCAAGCUUUUCUGGCUUGACGAAGCAGAACCGGAGUACAACGCCUACGACUUUGAUAUUUAUCGGUACCAUAGCGGAAGUGUGUUGAGCACGGGGAAUGCGUAUCCGGUGGAAUAUGCCAAGGCAUUCUUUGAAGGGAUGGUGAAGGACGGCAAGCAGAAGGAUGUCUGCAAUCUCAUCCGCUGUGCUUGGGCUGGAAGUCAGAGGUUUGGAACGUUGCUGUGGAGUGGUGAUAUCGCCAGCAGCUGGGAGAGUUUUCGAGACCAGUUUGCAGCUGGCUUGAAUAUUGGAAUUGCCGGCAUCCCAUGGUGGACCACGGACAUUGGCAAGACGACCCUGUGGCCUACAGCCUCAUACACCAUGCUGACUCCAAUCAGGUGGCUUCCAUGGCGGAAAUCCUACGCACCCUGA
Molecule: messenger RNA, 648 nt
Organism: Fonsecaea erecta
Lineage: Eukaryota; Fungi; Ascomycota; Eurotiomycetes; Chaetothyriales; Herpotrichiellaceae
Exons: 1
Coding region: 1-648 (215 amino acids)
Biological process (GO): carbohydrate metabolic process
Molecular function (GO): hydrolase activity, hydrolyzing O-glycosyl compounds
Source: RefSeq, a predicted model, not a curated record